Molecule: messenger RNA, 4547 nt
Organism: Camellia sinensis
Lineage: Eukaryota; Viridiplantae; Streptophyta; Magnoliopsida; Ericales; Theaceae
Product: calcium-transporting ATPase 2, plasma membrane-type
Biological process (GO): calcium ion transmembrane transport
Cellular component (GO): intracellular membrane-bounded organelle; plasma membrane
Molecular function (GO): calmodulin binding; P-type calcium transporter activity; ATP hydrolysis activity
Source: RefSeq, a predicted model, not a curated record
ACCUCGCCAACUCGUUCUUACCCAAAAAUUAAGAAAGACCAAGUGUUAAAUCUCUCUUUCUCUGUCUCACCCAAGUGUUUUCCGCAUAAUUCGGAUCCUCUUACUCUUCAUCUUCUUCCUUUGUCAUUUCUGCUUUGAUUUUAUUGAUUUACCCUAAAAUUUGUUUCUUAUAGUUGCAGAAACUUACUUAAUAUUGAAACUUCCCAGAAAAUCACUCACUUUCUUGGUUGGUGGCUCACCAACACGUUACUCUUUUUCCUUCCUUUUUUAUAUAUAUAUUUUUUCUUUUCCCCACACGGUCUCAUUUGGAUUAUUACACGAAGAUGGUGGUGAAACUUCCUUGGUGUUUUCGUUGCUUUUAUAUAGCAAUAUCUCAUUAAAGAUUCGUAGAUUCGUCGUAGUUUCUGUGUUUGCUGCCGAAGCUUAUAUUUGAAGGAGCGAAGCGUAACUGUCGUUUGUAUUGAAAAUCGAAAGAGAAAAACAGUAAGACAAUUAGGAAAGAAAGAAAUAGAGGAGGAUCGAGGAUGGAGAGCUUGCUGGACGAGGAUUUCACAGCUGUGAAAGCGAAGCACUCGACUGAUGAGGCGUUGCAGAGAUGGAGGGGACUCUGUAAGGUUGUCAAGAACCCUAAGCGGAGGUUCCGAUUCACUGCCAAUCUCUCUAAGCGCUAUGAGGCCGCCGCAAUGCGCCGCACCAAUCAGGAGAAGUUGAGAGUUGCAGUUCUGGUUUCCAAAGCUGCAAUUCAGUUCAUCCAAGGUGUUCAAGUAAGUGACUAUGUUGUACCUGAAGAAGUUAAAGCUGCUGGUUUUGACAUUUGUGCCGAUGAACUGGGAUCCAUUGUUGAAGGCCAUGAUCUAAAAAAGCUAAAAUUUCACAGUGGUGUAGCUGGUGUUGCAGACAAACUCUGUGCAUCAACCACAAAUGGUCUCACCACCGAUACUGAUAAGCUGAAUCGCAGACAGGAGAUUUUUGGAAUCAAUAAAUUCACUGAAAGUGAUGCACGCAGUUUUUGGGUAUUUGUUUGGGAAGCCCUUCAAGACAUGACUCUUAUGAUCCUUGGUGUGUGCGCAUUUGUCUCUUUGAUAGUUGGCCUAGCAAUGGAAGGAUGGCCGAAGGGGGCUCACGAUGGUCUUGGAAUAGUUGCAAGCAUUUUGUUGGUUGUAUUUGUCACAGCAACAAGUGAUUAUCGACAAUCCUUACAAUUUAGAGAUUUGGACAAAGAGAAGAAGAAGAUAUCCAUUCAAGUUACAAGGAAUGGAUAUCGGCAAAAAAUGUCAAUUUAUGAUCUCCUGCCUGGUGAUAUUGUACAUCUUUCCAUUGGGGAUCAAGUCCCUGCAGAUGGGCUCUUUCUUUCAGGAUUUUCUGUCGUAAUUGAUGAAUCAAGUUUGACCGGAGAGAGUGAGCCAGUGAUGGUGAAUGCUGAUAAUCCAUUUCUUCUAUCAGGAACUAAGGUCCAAGAUGGAUCAUGCAAGAUGUUGGUAACCACAGUUGGAAUGAGAACCCAAUGGGGUAAGUUGAUGGCAACACUUAGUGAAGGAGGAGAUGAUGAGACCCCACUGCAGGUUAAACUGAAUGGGGUUGCAACCAUUAUUGGAAAGAUAGGCCUUUUCUUUUCUGUCGUGACUUUUGCAGUUUUGGUGCAAAAAAUGUUUGUCCGUAAACUGUAUGAGGGAACCCACUGGAGCUGGUCUGGAGUUGAAGCAUUGGAGAAUUUGGAAUACUUUGCUAUUGCUGUCACAAUUGUUGUUGUUGCAGUUCCUGAGGGGCUACCUUUGGCUGUGACAUUGAGCCUUGCCUUUGCCAUGAAGAAGAUGAUGAAUGAUAAGGCUCUUGUCCGCAAUUUAGCUGCUUGUGAGACAAUGGGUUCUGCCACUACUAUUUGCAGUGACAAAACUGGGACACUAACUACCAACCACAUGACUGUCGUGAAAUCAUGCAUUUGUAUGAAUGUCAAGGAAGUGAGCAAAGCCGGUGCUUCUGAUUUGGGCUCUGAAAUCCCGGAUUCUACAUUAAAACUUUUGCUACAGUCCAUAUUUAAUAAUACUGGUGGGGAUGUUGUGUUUAACAAAGAAGGUAAACGUGAGAUAUUGGGAUCACCAACUGAGACUGCUUUAUUGGAGUUUGGCUUGUCACUUGGUGGAGAUUUCCAGGCUGAGCGAAAUGCUUCUAAGCUUAUUAAAGUUGAGCCGUUUAACUCUGAGAAGAAACGGAUGGGAGUGGUGUUGGAGCUUCCUGAUGGAGGUAUGAGAGCCCAUUGCAAAGGUGCUUCUGAAAUAAUUUUGGCUGCCUGUGACAAGGUGGUCAAUUCAAACGGUGAGGUUGUUCCCCUCAAUGAAGCUUCCAUUAACCAUCUCAAGGAUACAAUAGAUCAGUUUGCUAAUGAAGCUCUUCGGACUCUAUGUCUUGCCUAUGUGGAACUGGAAAAUGGAUUCUCCGCUGAUAAUCCUAUACCAGUUUCAGGAUAUACUUGCAUAGGAAUUGUGGGUAUCAAAGAUCCUGUUCGACCUGGUGUGAAGGAGUCAGUUGCACUUUGUCGUUCAGCUGGUGUUACUGUCCGGAUGGUUACAGGAGACAACAUAAAUACCGCAAAGGCUAUUGCUAGGGAAUGCGGGAUACUUACCGAUGACGGUAUUGCCAUAGAAGGUCCUGAUUUUCGGGAGAAGAGUCUAGAGGAAUUGCUUAAACUAAUCCCCAAAAUUCAGGUGAUGGCCCGAUCUUCACCUCUAGACAAGCAUACAUUGGUAAAGCACUUGCGAACAACAUUUGGUGAAGUUGUUGCAGUGACUGGUGAUGGAACUAAUGAUGCCCCAGCACUUCAUGAAGCCGAUAUUGGACUUGCAAUGGGCAUAGCUGGAACUGAGGUGGCUAAAGAGAGUGCUGAUGUCAUUAUUCUGGAUGAUAAUUUUUCUACAAUUGUGACCGUGGCCAAAUGGGGGCGCUCAGUCUACGUAAACAUUCAGAAGUUUGUGCAGUUCCAGUUGACUGUUAAUGUGGUUGCACUAAUUGUGAACUUCUCUUCAGCUUGUUUGACAGGAAGUGCUCCUUUGACGGCUGUUCAGCUUUUGUGGGUCAACAUGAUUAUGGACACGCUAGGAGCACUUGCGCUAGCAACUGAGCCUCCUAAUGCUGAAUUAAUGAAGCGAGCACCAGUUGGAAGGAAGGGAAAUUUCAUCAGUAAUGUUAUGUGGAGGAAUAUCUUAGGGCAGUCCCUGUAUCAGUUCAUGGUAAUAUGGUUUCUUCAGGCAAAAGGGAAAGCAAUAUUUAGCCUCGAUGGCAGCGAUUCUGAUCUGGUCCUUAACACGCUUAUUUUCAACUCCUUCGUCUUCUGUCAGGUGUUUAAUGAAAUAAGCUCCAGAGAGAUGGAGAAAAUAGAUGUUUUCAAAGGCAUACUUGACAACUAUGUUUUUGUGGUGGUUCUCAGUUGUACGGCCUUUUUCCAGAUCAUAAUCAUUGAGUACCUUGGUGCAUUUGCAAACACAACACCCCUCACUUGCGCGCAAUGGUUCCUCAGCAUAUUUAUCGGAUUCUUAGGCAUGCCAAUUGCAGCGGGCUUAAAGAUGAUCCCUGUGGACACGUAACUCAGAAAAUGCUGAUUUUGGAAUUAAAAGCACAAUCCUCUGCCUGGUAAAAUAGCUCUAACUUCCCUAUUCUGAAGCGAAAGAUGUUAUUGAACAUGAAGGAUGAUGUGCCAUUACCUUGUUUGACUAGAAGACUUGAAAUGAAAAUUUGGAAUCUUAUUACCACCAUUUUUGGUUUGCUUUGUAACAUUCGAAAUUCCCUUUUUAUUUUCUUAAGUUUUCUUAUCAACCAGGCAGAGCAUAACCAAAACUGGGGCUGGGGAUCUCCAUGCUAAGCUGCAAAAUGUUAUCAUUUUUAUAAGCAUUUUUUAAAUUAAACUCAGGAGGGUGAGGGCAGGGUUGCUCUCUCUCUCUCUCUCUCUCUCUGAAUUUCAACUUUGUUCUUAACUCUAUUUGCUUACUGACAUGUAAUUGUUUUGUAAAACAAUGACAAGUAGCUUUUUUAUGUACAGUUUUUGUAAUUUUGCAAUUCUGUCUUGAAAUGUGGUAUUUCUAUUAGGGUGCAGAGACAAAAUUUUAUGUCUGUUAAUAUAUAGUGAUAGUGCGAAUUGUUGCUAGACCCCAUUGCUGAUUCUCAGGAAAGAAAAAGAAAAGGAAAAUGAAAGUUGUUUUCUUUUUCUGUGUGUUCAGUUGAAGGAAAAUGCAUGUCGUACCGUACUGUUUCUGUGGAGGAAAAAUUUUCCUUCAAAUCUUUUCCUAUAAAAAGUAGAAUGAUGCAUUGCGUGAAAGUUUAAAUUGUUAUUGUUCUUAAAAAAAAAUUUCCCCGUCUUUUAAUUUUUUUAUUUCAUAAAACAUUUUCCUGUACAGUCUUGGAGACAAAUGAACAGAGCCAUAAGUCAUGACACCUGGUAGAGUGCUGGAGACGAACUUUUGUCAGAUUUGUUGUGUCUUUUAUUCAUUUGUUUUAUUUUCUCUUUGAUAUUUAUUUUGUAUGAUCAUUGUAUAUAAAAUACCAUUUGAAAUUUGUGA